Microcebus murinus (gray mouse lemur) is the source of this 2908-nucleotide messenger RNA. The record is from RefSeq and is a predicted model, not a curated record. NCBI's taxonomy places the organism in Eukaryota, Metazoa, Chordata, Mammalia, Primates, Cheirogaleidae.
CUUCUGCCACUCCUCAGACACCCUCUACUAUUGUCUCCUCAUCCCUUCUAUCCUCCAUUGACAUUUCCUCUUCUCUGACCAUGUCAGUAAAUUUCCAAAAUUCAUCUUUACUUGGAACUGCAAAUUCUCUGCAGCUCACUCUUUCUGUGGUAAGCAAUGAGGCUUCCCUAACAGGAAGUGUCUGCAACUUCUCCAGAGUUCCUAUUCCAGCCGUUAGCUUGUCAUGGAUACUGCCAUCACCUGCUAGCAGCUCAUUCCAGUCACUCAUGGGUAGUGCCUACCUUUACCAACAUUCUAGCACAACUAUGUUGUCUGAGGUUACUGGACACAGCCCCAUGUCCAUUUCAGCUGCCUCCUAUCCAAGUGUUUUUGAUUGGAAUAUGACAGGAAGCACUGAAAACUCAUCUUCACUUGGGGACCUCACUGUGAUUAUCAUUGACCAGGACAGAAUUAUUUCUUCCAUGUCCAACACAGCCCAGUAUGAUCAAACUCCAGAUGCCAAUACUAUGCUCCCUCUGUACCCAUCACUCUCUGCCAGCCUUCUUCAGGGAACAUCAUGUGAAAUUUCAAAUCAAGACAAGUGACAGAGCCUGUCACAUUCUUAUGAGGAAGGAAGCAAGGUCUAUUACUACAAUCAAAGCACACUGGGACCACUACUGUCUGGAGAACUUAGCCCCUGCCUGCAAUCCUAUGGCUCUAUGUCAAACACAGGAAGUAUGUCCUCUGCCUCUCAACCAGAAAUGGUGAUGGGGCUAAAGGAGGUUCAAGCUACAAAUGUUCUACCAGUUACCUCUACCACUAGGAUCUACUACUCUGUGUCUGCUCAACCUGUCACAGAAACAAGUUUUGAACGUAAGUACAAACAGCAAAAAGACACAGCAAUAAAAGAGGAGCAAAUACGCAGCUGAGAAGUAAGUCCACAGUGAUGGAAAUUUCCCUGGGGAUGGACACUUCCUUGGGAUUGCAAACUCCAACCCAGACACUUGGUCUGCUACAAACUCCAGAAUUCUCCAAGUCCUGCAGGAGCAGAAAUAUCCAGAUAAUUGAGAGUUACUGCCCCACUGCUGACUCUGGGGACAUUUCAAUAAUGGCUCUAGUCCAGAGUCCUUCUGAUUUCCUGGCAUUGCCUCCAGCUUCGACCCAGGAACAAAAAGACAAUAAGAAUUUGGAUGAGAUUAAAACCAAGCUGUCAAAGGCUCUGGAUGCCUACCAGAUCCCAAUAGAAAACCAAGAUCCCCUAUUACUUUCUUUAGAAUUCCCUGAUAUCUACCAGCUUCUGGCCUGCAUUGAUCCUCUUGGCCAAGAGGUACAGCCUGGUUCUAAAACUGUCAGUCUAGGAAACAACAGCCUGAAUCUUCAGGAUCAAGGCACAAUUGAAAGUGAGAUUGAGUCUGUCAGUAGUUCACACACCACUACAGUGGUGAAAGAUAUUCGCUUUCUCCACCUUUUAAAUUUAUUAAAAGAUCUUGACCAAUCCAAAGGUCUCACAGCAAUCAAAGCAGAAGAUACCAGAGCCAUCAAGGUGAAUCAGUCAGAGGAAAAGUCAAGUGUCACAAAGACUUCCUCUGGGCAAGUCAGGAAGAACAAGCGUAAAGCUUCUGAGCCUAUCAGUGGUGCUCCCAAGGCCAAAAUCCAGCCAAAGAAUCCAGAGUGUCUGAUAGGAGAAGAAGUGAUUAUUUUCAGUGCUGUAGUCAAGCGUUCUAACAGCAAACCUCAGAAAGCUGCAUCCAGCAGGGGCAGCAACACUAAUAGUCAUAGGCAGGAAAGACCAAAAAGGACCAGGGAAAACAACUCCAAGAAAGCUGAAGAAAGUAAGCAGUCAGGGAACAAAGUCAAGGUAGAAGACAAGCCAACCAUUCCCAAAAUGAAGAGAAAGAAAAACCAACUUGAGCUUAGCCCACAGAAUUUUAAAAAGCCUCAAACCUGCCAAGGCAUGCACAUGCCGGAGUCUCUGCAGGUUUUCCAUGUGCUGGGAAAGAAAAGUGAUAAGCAAACUGGACUCUCUUUCUCCUGGAAGCUGGGAAAUUCAAGUAACUUCAAAUACCCCCAGCCAUCUACAACCCCCAGCCAGAAACCAUGGCUAGAUACCCAACGUGAAGGUAAAGGCUUUGAGAAAACUCCAGUCAAAGCCCAGAAAACAGGUGGCAGUGCUGGAAAAGAGUGUCCAUCUCCAUCACAGUAUAAGCUGCCACCACGUGGGAAGGUCAAGUUGGUACCUUUGCCCUUUCCAACCCUGGACAAACCUCCAGCUCAACCUGUUCCUCAGUGGCCACAUUCUCUGGCCUCACAUAGGCCUACUGCGGCUAACCCUGCCCAGCCUGCUUCUACUAACUUAUCUCGACCUAUUGCAGUCAACCUAUUCCAACUAGCUCCUGCCAAUGCAUCUUCAACAGGUCUUGGCAGACCAGCUUGGCCAAUUUCAACCAAUGCAACAAGACACAGUUUGACCAACCCUACCCAGUCUAGUGAAACUCAGUCUGCUUCUUCUAAGCCUGUACCUAACAAAACAUCACCUUGCACUUCUCCCCAGCAAGAUCCUGUUUCCACUGCUCUGACCAAGCCCAAGUCACCACCCAAGCCUCAAAACCAAUUUCUACUCCAAGACUUCAGCUGCUAACCAAUUCCAUGGAGGAAACCCAAUAUUUCUGGGCCAGUAAUAUCAAAGCCUACCACAAAAGAGCAGAGGCCAGAUUGUGAAGCCAUGAAAAGGAAGGCUCAACAAGAGCGUGAGAAUGCUGCCAAAUACAGCUCUCUGCGGAAAAUGCAGUUUUUUUGUUGUGAGGGAAAAAGAGAUGGAAAUUUCACACUACUAUGGCUAUGUAAAAUAAGAGAUGCUCAGCUUGUUGGUACCACUUUGGUACCACUUUGAGCUGGUUUUCCACACACAUAUAUAGAUACAAAUUUCUCU